Neoarthrinium moseri is the source of this 1269-nucleotide messenger RNA. RefSeq lists its product as uncharacterized. Gene Ontology annotation, biological process: proteolysis. Bases 1 to 1269 code for a protein of 422 amino acids. Gene Ontology annotation, molecular function: cysteine-type endopeptidase activity. NCBI's taxonomy places the organism in Eukaryota, Fungi, Ascomycota, Sordariomycetes, Amphisphaeriales, Apiosporaceae. The record is from RefSeq and is a predicted model, not a curated record. The transcript is spliced from 7 exons.
AUGGCUGGCUACGGCUAUUCCGGAGGAGGAUACGGCGCGCCGCAACAGGCCCAGUACCAGGGCAGCUACUACAACAACAACAACAAGUACGUUGCUGGCCCAGGCUACUCCAACUAUCAAGCCCCAGCCCAACCCAACUACUACCCGCCUCAGCAGCAGUACUAUUCCCAGGGCCCUCCACCCCCACAGCAACAGCAACACCAUCACCAACAUCAUGGCAGCUAUGGCGGCCAGUACGGCAGACCCGCAAUGCCCACGGUGAACUCGAACUCAUACGCCCAUGGCAACCUCGGUGCGCCAGCCCCGCCUCCGUCUGGUCCCCAGUCCUUCGGCCAUGGGGCCCCGCAGAACUACGCCUUUCAAUACAGCAACUGCACAGGUAGACGGAAAGCUUUGCUGGUCGGCAUCAACUACUUUGGCCAGCGCGGCCAGCUGCGUGGAUGUAUCAACGACGUGAAGCACAUGUCGGCUUAUCUGGUGGAAAAGUUUGGCUACAAGCGCGAGGACAUGGUCAUUCUGACCGACGACCAGCACAACCCCAUGAGCCAGCCGACGAAACAGAACAUUCUGCGUGCCAUGCACUGGCUUGUCAAGGACGCUAGGCCAAACGAUUCGCUCUUUUUCCACUAUUCAGGCCACGGGGGUCAAACAAAAGACCUGGACGGCGACGAGGCAGAUGGCUAUGACGAGGUCAUCUACCCCGUGGACUUCCGCGCCGUCGGGCACAUCACCGACGACGAGAUGCACAGAAUUAUGGUUAGGCCUCUACAGGCCGGUGUCCGUCUGACCGCCAUCUUCGACUCGUGCCAUUCCGGCACUGCCCUCGAUCUACCAUACAUAUACUCUACCCAAGGCAUGCUCAAGGAGCCCAACUUGGCCAAGGAGGCUGGCCAAGGCCUUCUCGGUGUUAUCUCAUCAUACAGCCAAGGCGACAUUGCCGGCGUUGCCAAGAAUGUCAUGGGCUUCUUCAAAAAGGCCACAAGCGGCGAGGACGCUUACAACCGCACAUUGGCAACAAAGACGUCGGCUGCCGAUGUCAUUAUGCUCUCGGGAAGCAGAGAUGACCAAACCUCUGCCGACGCCACCAUCGCGUCUCAAGCGACGGGGGCCAUGUCGUGGGCCUUCAUCUCGGCCCUGAAGAAGAGACCGCAGCAGAGCUACGUCCAGCUCCUCAACAGCAUCCGGGACGAGCUGGCCACGCGUUACACCCAGAAGCCGCAGCUCUCGUGUAGCCACCCUCUCAACACGGAUCUCCUAUUUAUACUAUGA